This is a messenger RNA of Cucurbita maxima (winter squash), 1283 nucleotides long. RefSeq names its product rac-like GTP-binding protein RHO1. NCBI's taxonomy places the organism in Eukaryota, Viridiplantae, Streptophyta, Magnoliopsida, Cucurbitales, Cucurbitaceae. The coding region runs from base 356 to 949 and encodes 197 amino acids. The record is from RefSeq and is a predicted model, not a curated record. The transcript is spliced from 7 exons. Gene Ontology annotation, molecular function: GTPase activity; GTP binding; protein kinase binding. Gene Ontology annotation, biological process: regulation of actin cytoskeleton organization; actin filament organization; regulation of cell shape. Gene Ontology annotation, cellular component: nucleus; cytoskeleton; cell cortex.
GGGGAAGGGAUUGGUGGCAGAAGGUGGGGAAGGCGGGCGAGCGCUUCAACCGCAUUUCAUUUCUUUCAAAAUAACCCCAUUUUCCUCCCAUCUUUCUCUCUUUCUCUCUGCUCCUGCAAUUUGGGAUCUCUCCACUCUGCAUUCCCCAUUUUCCUCCCUUUUCAAGAAUUCAGAUCCUCCACUCUCUUGAUUCCUCUCUAUCUUCAAUAUCCUCGAUGGAUUGCUGUUGAUUUUCUGAUUUUCUCUUUGUUUUUGCUGGCCCUGAUGAACGAUCGAUUCUGAGGGAGGAGAGCAAGGGAACGCCCACUUCGAGCGAGGCAUUGUAGUUUUCGUGUUUCGGAUCUGGUGCUUCGAGAUGAGUGCGUCCAGGUUUAUAAAGUGCGUAACGGUUGGUGAUGGUGCCGUGGGUAAAACCUGUAUGUUGAUUUCGUAUACGAGCAACACUUUCCCCACGGACUACGUGCCUACCGUUUUUGACAAUUUCAGUGCCAAUGUGGUGGUUGAUGGGAACACGGUCAACCUAGGAUUAUGGGAUACUGCUGGUCAAGAGGAUUACAAUAGAUUAAGACCACUGAGCUAUCGAGGUGCUGAUGUUUUUAUUCUUGCUUUCUCUCUCAUAAGCAAGGCCAGCUAUGAAAAUGUUGCCAAGAAGUGGAUUCCUGAAUUGAGACAUUAUGCACCUGGUGUUCCAAUAGUUCUUGUUGGAACUAAACUUGAUCUUCGGGAUGACAAGCAGUUCUUUGUAGACCACCCUGGUGCGGUGCCCAUUACCACUGUUCAGGGAGAGGAGUUGACAAAAACUAUCGGAGCCCCGGCAUACAUUGAGUGCAGUUCAAAAACCCAGCAGAAUGUGAAAGCAGUGUUCGAUGCAGCCAUUAAAGUGGUGCUCCAGCCGCCCAAGUCCAAGAAGAAGAAGAAGAAGUCGCAGAGUGUCUGUUCGGUGUUAUGAUCGCGGAAGGAAUAUGCUUUUGCUCGUGCCGAAGGAACGACAACUUCAUAUGUACUCGCCUUUUUCUCAGCAUAUCUUUAAUCCCAUGUCAUCCCAAGGAUACGGCCCCAAGCUGACAUUCCAAGAUGCAAAUAGAACAGUGAUGGAUGAUGUUUGUUUCUUAUUUUGCAAUCUGUUUGUUAGCGAUGACCACCAACAUUGCUAACCCCCCAAUUUCUCUGUUUGAAUUUGUUCAUGUAUUAAUGAGAUACCUAAAAGAACUGCUCCCUGGGCAUGAACAUGAACAUGGUUUAGUACUCCUAACAUUAUAUUGUCUAUUUCCAUUCCUUUGAAA